AUGACCUAUGACGGCGCAAGUUCCAUCCACCGCCAAGACGACCGAUACGACCCACAUCAUGUGGGAGAGCCACUCAUCUCCCGGCAGCAAUCUUACGCAAGAAAUAUGGAAGGCCAGCAGUCUUCACCGGCGCCUACAAUCCUAGAUGCGCAUAUUGCGCAUCCACAUCCUCUUCGACCAAAUGUUGGCCCUGGCGCGCCUGUUCAAAAUGCCGAUCCUAAGAAAGCUACUGAUAGGAUCAGAUUGAGUGUUGUAUGGGACGCGACUACUCUGAACGUAUGGCUAGAUCUCAAUGAGUACGGCGAAGACUUCUACCAAGCCUUCCAGCAACAGGCUGCAAAACAGCGCAAGGACAUACUCGAUCGAACCACUAUGAGAAUUCAACUAAAGAAAGACAAAACCCUACCAUAUGAGGAAGCCUAUCCGCUCUCUCUUGAUGAGGACGAGUUGGAAGCAGAUUGGGAAACGACCUGCGAAUGGUUGAACGCGAACAAGAGAGACAAGAUGCCGCAUAUCUAUGGGGUGGUUGAGACGGAUGGAGGGUGA
Molecule: messenger RNA, 546 nt
Organism: Alternaria ethzedia
Lineage: Eukaryota; Fungi; Ascomycota; Dothideomycetes; Pleosporales; Pleosporaceae
Exons: 1
Coding region: 1-546 (181 amino acids)
Source: RefSeq, a predicted model, not a curated record